AACUACAUUUCGCACGUCGAAAUAGCGCCCCCGCGCAAUGUUUUAAUUGUGUGACAAGUAAACGUUUCGUUUAUUGUUGCGCACAUUUCAAAUCCUUACUUUACGGUUACUGAUAAAUUAGAAAUAAUUUUAUAAACGAUUAGGAAUUUAGGUAUACAAUGGGUGAUGAAAGUGAGCAGGUGCCAGCAAUAAAUGUUAAGGAACCAUUGGAUCUUAUAAGAUUAAGUCUCGAUGAAAGAAUAUAUGUUAAAAUGAGAAAUGAACGAGAAUUACGAGGCAGAUUACAUGCUUAUGAUCAGCACUUAAAUAUGGUAUUAGGGGAAGCAGAAGAGACUGUAACUACAGUAGAAAUAGAUGAAGAAACAUAUGAAGAAGUUUACCGUACUACCAAGAGAAAUAUUUCUAUGCUCUUUGUUCGUGGUGAUGGAGUGAUUUUAGUCUCUCCACCUAGUAUGAGAGCACCAAUAUAAGAUUUAUGUUCAUGUACAAUGGAUUUCAAUGAAUUUAAAAAGUCUGAAGAAAAAAGAUAGAAUUGAGUUAUUGACAAUGUGAUAUAAAAGUCAGCAAGAUAAUAGACUCAAGUCUAAUCAGCUACAAACUUUAAAACAUUUAUGAGUAUAUGAAUUUCAUUGAUAUAUCAUAUUAAGUUAAAUACACUAAUGAAAAGUU
Osmia lignaria (orchard mason bee) is the source of this 669-nucleotide messenger RNA. It is a transcript of the gene LSm3, whose product is annotated as U6 snRNA-associated Sm-like protein LSm3. The record is from RefSeq and is a predicted model, not a curated record. NCBI's taxonomy places the organism in Eukaryota, Metazoa, Arthropoda, Insecta, Hymenoptera, Megachilidae. Gene Ontology annotation, molecular function: RNA binding. Gene Ontology annotation, biological process: mRNA splicing, via spliceosome.